AUGACUGCGUUGCCUAAUAUGAAACGUUUCUUUAUAUUCGUCGUGGUGAUUCUGGCGGGCAUCAAUUCUAUCACCAAUUGUUAUAAUAUACCUCCGUCGUGUGCAAAAAAUUCGACCGAUGCGUGCAAGUUAAUUCAUGAAAAAUUCUUACAAACGAAUGCUACCAAUGCUACUACCUGGGAAGAGAUUAGCGCUUGUUUUCGAUCAUUCCCGUAUGACUUGAAUGUUGCGAAAGAGACAAUUGAGACGUUGAAAGGAUUAUUCGGUAGCUUUUACCCGUUUCUCGAUGAAGCGAAGGAAGAACCGAAACCCGGAUUUACGUUCAAGCCCAUAAAUUUGACGGUCGAACUUGAUCGUUUGCUAGAGAAAAAAUAUGAAACCGAAAUUGAAUUUUUUACUGACGCAGCCUCGGUUAUAAACUCUUUGUCGGAUGCGCACAGCCAGCUGUUAAGCUAUUGUUAUGAAAUAUUUCUAUUUGACCAAAAAUUAUCGUUGUAUUCCAUUGUACGAGACGGAAAGCAGAUAAUCGAAGUAUUCGACGACUCGGUUGAUCCGAGCAACGUCAACUGUGAAGUGGUUAGCAUUGAUGGCCUUCCCGCCCUAGACGUCAUCACCCAAUUCGCACUUAAAAAUAUUGGGUGGGCUAGGGAUCUGGGAGGAGGGGUCCUUCAGGCAUCCGAGUAUUCGGAAUUGUUCACCAGAAGAGGACAGCUACCACCGACCCCCUACAUCUCUUAUACUCUCAAUUGUGGCGGAAAUCAUUUGAAACAGGUUAAUCGCAGUUGGACAGUUGAAACUGGACGCGAAGUGUUAGCCAAUUUUACGGACUCUGAGUCGUAUCGUAAAAAGUUCUGUUUGAAGCAUAACAGUGCCGAUAAUGGCACCAAUUCUGGCUUUUUCACAAAAUCCGCUGUGCAUACUCGUCGGUCUAAGCGUAAAAUUGACGUGCCAUCAUUGAGCGAAGGGGAACUGAUAGUUGACGCUAUCAUUGCUAGGUUUUACAUUGUACGCGAUGUUGGAGUGGCCGUGAUUUCAACGGAAGACGUUUCGACUUUUAACAAAACUCAAAUUUAUACCGUGUUAAUCAAUCUAAAUGAAGGAUUCCGAUCGUUUGCAAAGAGAAAAAUAGAGAAGGUUGUCCUUGAUUUGAGUAACAACGGGGGUGGUACCAUUGCGGUGCUCCAAUACAUCGUUCUGCUCUUGUUUCCCGACAUCACACCCAGUUUUCCAUAUGACGAACGACUCACGGAUCUUUACAGGCUUGCCACUGAAAUUACAUCUGCCAACUUGUCCUUAACUUCAGGUGCUCCAUUUAAUUAUCAUGAGUAUGUAACAACUGAGAAUAACCAAAAUUUCACUUCUAUCCAACAAUUCUUUGGCAAUAACUUAUUUACGCGAGGCGGCGUACAGGAUAGUUAUUCCUCGAAAUUCUUUCUUAAUCUCGAAAGCACAUUAAGAGAGAUUCUUGUUGAGGUACAGGGACCAAACGCUCCACCACUAAAUUGGACACGUGACAAUAUCAUUAUUUUGACAAAUGGAUUUUGCGGAUCUGCAUGCGCUAAUCUGGCUCAGUUAUUGGUAGAAAAGAAACAAAUAAAAACGGUAGCUGUUGGAGGUUUACUGUCACAAGAGCAGCUCAGUUAUUCCUCAUUCCUUGGUGGAUUCGUAUUCACAUCUGAUUGGAUCUUUGCGACAUUAAAUCAAGUUGGUCUAAAUCAUUCCAGCAAUAGUUUAGUGCCUAAAGAUUUUUUCCUGUGGAUGUUUGCAACUUUACCAUUAAAUGAAGUCUAUAGUAGUAUACUUAAUGACACG
Acaulospora colombiana is the source of this 1812-nucleotide messenger RNA. NCBI's taxonomy places the organism in Eukaryota, Fungi, Glomeromycota, Glomeromycetes, Diversisporales, Acaulosporaceae. The record is from the annotation of a GenBank genome assembly.